This is a messenger RNA of Anopheles coluzzii, 1800 nucleotides long. Its product is annotated as organic cation transporter protein-like. Gene Ontology annotation, molecular function: transmembrane transporter activity. Gene Ontology annotation, cellular component: membrane. The coding region runs from base 101 to 1744 and encodes 547 amino acids. NCBI's taxonomy places the organism in Eukaryota, Metazoa, Arthropoda, Insecta, Diptera, Culicidae. The transcript is spliced from 3 exons. Gene Ontology annotation, biological process: transmembrane transport. The record is from RefSeq and is a predicted model, not a curated record.
GACCUAUAAUCUGACGAAUCACAUCUAGUUGGCGUCGCGUUUUUUAAGCCGGCAGGAAGAAGAAACAGUGUAAUCGCACGUGUGUUUGCAAUCGCUCGUAAUGCCGCAAGCCGAGGACGACGUAGACUUGGACGGAGUGCUGCACGAGAUCGGUCAGUUUGGGCGGUUUCAGGUGCGCCAGUAUGGGCUGAUGGUGCUGCCGAUCAUAUUUAAUGCGCUCUUUACGCUCAGUUACAUCUUCACGGCGGGGAAUCUGGAGUACAGAUGUUUAGUACCGGAAUGUGAAGAUCCUGCCACGGAAAUUUAUAAUCCUCCCUGGUUAAAUGCAACCUGGCAGGGAUUAUUGCACUCUGACGGGCGAUGCCAACGUUUGCAAUUCAUCUCAAAUGACACCCGCCUACCGGAGGGAGAGUGUACCAGUGAUGAUUUCAACACUUCCGCCAUGAUUCCAUGCGAUGCGUUCGUUUUCCAGACCGAAGAAAGCACGAUAGUGCGUGACUUUAACAUCACAUGCGCGCACAACGACUGGAAGCUUACGCUGGUGGGCACGAUCAACAACGUGGGACAGUUCGUAGCGCUUCCCAUUGCCGGAUACCUGUCGGAUCGGUUCGGCAGAAGAUGGAUCCUGCUGGUGAGUGUCGCCGGUAGUGCACUGUUCGGGUUGGUACGCUCGUUUGCGACUAGCUACGAAAUGUUUAUCGCGAUGGAGUUCCUCGAUCCGGUCAUCGGUUCCACGAUGUACACUACCGCGUUCAUUCUGGCGCUCGAGCUCGUCGGUCCGAAGAUGCGUGUCACCGGCAACAACAUUAUCUCUUGCGCAUUUUCCUUCGGCGAAGCACUCCUCGGACUGCUGGCGAUGUAUUUCCGCGACUGGCGCGUGCUGCUGCGCAUUUUGUACAUUCCCGGCCUUUUGGCGCUUCCGUUCCUUUACACAACGGUCGAGAGUGUUCGAUGGCUACUGUCUAAAAACAGAAAAGAUGAAGCAUUUACAAUCUUGAAAAGGGCGGCAAAGCUGAACGGUAAAACCAUCUCACAAGCCGCAUUCGAACGGUUCAAUUGCAUCGAGACCAAGAGUGGGUCAGCGAAAUCCCUAGAUACGCAAACUUACGCACAACUGCUACGCGAAGCGCUGGCCAAUCCCGCGCUGGUGCUGCGUGUCAUCAACUGUUCCUUCUGUUGGCUCACCAACACUAUGGUGUACUUUGGCUUGAGUCUCAAUUCCGUGUCGCUGUCGGGCAACAAGUAUCUUAACUUUAUUCUUGUCUCGCUCAUCGAGCUUCCCGGGUUCUUUUUGAUGCAACUCAUUCUCGAUCGUGUCGGACGCAAAAAGACACUUUUCACUACGCUUGUUCUAAGUGGGCUGUUUUGCAUCAUUUCCGUGUUUAUUGCUGGCAUUGAUGCUCCGGCCCUGCACCUUACCCUGUUUUUGCUCAGCAAACUUAGCAUAACAAUGUCGUUUGGCACACUGUACAUCUACACUGUCGAAAUCUUUCCCACCAAUCUACGCCAAAGCCUACUGUCUACCUGCUCCAUGUUUGGACGCAUCGGAUCGAUGAUAGCACCGCAGACACCGCUGUUGGCUAAAGUGUGGACACCGCUGCCGAUGAUACUGUUUGGCUGUCUCGGCAUCUCGUCCGCAAUAACCUCACUCCAAUUUCCCGAAACGCUAAACAACGAGCUGCCCAACACACUAGAAGAAGCUAUGAAUAUGCAGGGGAACGACAUUCCAGCAACCGACCGGUGAUUAAUACCGGUGCCGAGUAUCGAUUUUCUAAUAAAUAUCGCAAUUGUAUUAACGCA